UGUUUGAGCUGUGCUGACUUAUGGGGCGCUGUGGGUCUGGGCCGCUGCUGAGCCCCAUUUUGCCCCUCAGGUUGGCGGAGAAGAAGGCGUCCAUCGGCUACACGUACGAGGACAGCACCGUGGCCGAGCUGGAGAACGCGGCCGAGAAACGCGGCGACGACGAGGAGAGCGAGGAGGAGAGCAACACGGAUGAGGACGAGGUCAUCCCUGACAGCGACAUGGAGGUGGACGUGGACGAGCUGAACCAGGAGCAGGUGGCCGACCUCAACAAGCAGGUGACCACCUACGGCAUGGCGGAGGGCGACUUCGUGCGGAUGCUGAGGAAGGACAAGGAGGAGGCGGAAGCCAUCAAGAACGCCAAGGCGCUGGAGGAGGAGAAGGCCAUGUAUUCGGUGAGCGGCUGCGCGCCCCCCCGUGGAGCCGUGGGGCAGCUGGGGGUCGCGGCCCCCCGACUUGGGGGUCCCACGGGUGGCGGGGUUUCCAACCAAGGGAAGAAUGUUGAAAUGGCUCCAAAACUCGUUUAA
Tympanuchus pallidicinctus (lesser prairie-chicken) is the source of this 524-nucleotide messenger RNA. Its product is annotated as CLK4-associating serine/arginine rich protein-like. Bases 21 to 524 code for a protein of 167 amino acids. NCBI's taxonomy places the organism in Eukaryota, Metazoa, Chordata, Aves, Galliformes, Phasianidae. The record is from RefSeq and is a predicted model, not a curated record. The transcript is spliced from 3 exons.